AUGGGCCGCCGCGCGCUGCUGCUGGCGCUGUCCCUCUCCCUCUCCCUCUCCCUGGUCGCCGCAGACCCGCCGGAGCGGGAGCGGUCGGCGCUGCAGGCGUUCCAAUCAGGGACGCCGCACGAGCGUCCACUGCAGUGGAACACCUCCCUCCCCACCUGCUCCUGGACGGGCGUCCGCUGCGACGUUUCCAACUCCACGCUCCAGAACCUGCAGGUCCUGUCGCUGCGCGACAACCGCCUCGCCGGCCCCGUCCCGCCCGACGUGCUCGCGCUCCCGCGCCUCCGCGCGCUCUACCUCCAGGGCAACCUGCUGUCGGGCGCCGUCCCGCCGGGGCUCGCCGCGGGGAUGCUGCCCGCGCUCCAGCACCUUGCGCUCUCGCGCAACCAACUCUCGGGACCCGUUCCGGACAAGCUGCUCGUGGGGAUGCCCCGGCUACGAUCGCUCAUGCUCGACGGGAACCGACUCUCCGGGGGCCUGCCUGCUGGGAGCGUCGGCGGCGGCGCCGGCGCCAGGCUGGAGGUGUUUAAUGUCUCGUUUAACGACCUCGACGGACCCAUCCCCGCCUCCCUCGCACGGUUCCCGCCGGAGUCGUUCGCCGGCAACCCCGGCCUCUGCGGCGCGCCGCUCGUCGACCGCCCGUGCCCCUCGCCGUCCCCGCCGCCCGGCGGUGUCCCGGCGCCGGGGAAGGAGACGAAGAAACGGAAGCUUUCCGGCGCGGCGAUCGUGGCCAUCGCGGUGGGGUGCGGCGCGGCGGCGCUGCUGGCGCUCCUCCUCCUGGCCCUGUGCGCGGCGCACCGGCACCGUCGACACUCGGAGGCGGCGUCGGCGGACGCGAAGGCGACGCCGCCCACGCGCGGGCUGACCCCGUCGACGCCGUCGGGGGACCUGACCGGCGGCGACUUCACGUCCUCCUCCAAGGACAUCAGCGCUGCGGCGGCCGCGGGGGCCAGCGGGUGCGCGGAGCGUGGGCGGCUGGUGUUCGUGGGGAAGCAGGGGCCGGGCCACCUCCGGUACAGCUUCGACCUGGAGGACCUGCUGCGCGCGUCGGCGGAGGUGCUGGGCAAGGGCGGCCUGGGCACGUCGUACAAGGCGGUGCUGGAGGAGGGGACCACCGUGGUGGUCAAGCGCCUGCGGGACGUGGCGGCGGCGCGGCGCGAGUUCGCCGCCUGCGUCGAGGCCGCGGCGGCCGAGCAUCGGAACCUGGUGCCGUUGCGUGGGUACUACUACUCCAAGGACGAGAAGCUGCUCGUCCUCGAUUACCUCCCCGGUGGCAGCCUCUCCGCCCGCCUCCACGGUGAGCUUUCAUCCAUCUCAGCAAACUAG
Miscanthus lutarioriparius is the source of this 1323-nucleotide messenger RNA. Lineage: Eukaryota; Viridiplantae; Streptophyta; Magnoliopsida; Poales; Poaceae. The record is from the annotation of a GenBank genome assembly.